UCUAAAUAGUACCUUGGAGUAAGUAUGAUGUAUUUAUAUAAUAUAUAUGUAUAUAUUAUUUAACGCGUUUUGAAUCUUUCCAACAGAAAAACCUGCCAUUUUUAUGUCUUUCUGUUCAACUGCGUUUGUAUAUAGUUGGAGAAGGGGAGAUAAAACGAUGAGAAAAUCAAAACCCUAACCCAAGACCAAGACCAAAACCAAAACCAAAACCAAAUUCAUUCCAAGGGAUAGGUGAUAUAUAUAAAGAGAGAUCGUAAAAGAAGGUUGAUCACUCACACAACUGUUUCUUCUUUUUCUACGCUCAUCUUUUUAUAUUUGGUGCUCUAUUGUUGAAGGUUUCUUUCUUUGAAUCGUCAAUUUCAGUGUACAAUUCCCAAUAUAAUAGUUUUCUGGGUGUUGGGUUUUCUUCCGUUGAUUUUGGUUUUGAUUUUGAUUUAUAAUCAUGUUUUGGUUGAGGAAUUGAAGGGUUUGGAAGUGUUUUUUUGUAGGUUGUGUUUUGUCUUUUCAACUAACAAGAUAAAUUUUAUUUUCGAUUGGAAGAGAUUUUACAUUAGGGUUUUAUUAUUUGCUUAAUUGGGUUCAAUUCUUCUUCGUGGCAAUUAUUGUGUGCUAUAGGGUUUUCUUUGAAUUGUUGUUGUCUCUUUUAUUAGAAAGAGAUUCUAAUUUACUUUGUAAAUUUUUUUUUUUUUUUGGGUGAAUAAAUUGGUUUUGUAAAAUAUUUUCUUAGUAUGUGAGGUGUCUAUUGAUUUUUGCAGAGAGUAUAAUAGUUCUGUUGAUCAUGGAUGAGAAGGGCCUCAUUUGGAUGUUAUCAUUUCAAAAGCUUUACUUCUUUGAGAGGAAAAAUCUUCGGUUCUCAACUGUUGUGUCUGAAUUUAAAUGAAACAUUUUAGGACGAUUAUAGAGCUGAUUAUAGAGCUGUAUUAGAUGGGAAACAACUGUGUUGGAUCAAAUAAUUGUGUUGGAUCAAUCUCAAAGGAUGGAUUCUUUCAAACGAUUUCCAAUUCGUUUUGGUGGUCCCGAUCAUCACAUAUUAAAACUUAUAAUCAUAUGCAAGUUAGUGUUGAAGAACCUUCUGUAGUCAAAGAGCCUGCAGUUCAAAAUAAGCCCCCUGAACCAGUGAAGAUAGUUAAGGAAGAGACUAAACCACCUCGGCCCACCAAGGCAAAGGCAGAAGAGGUGAAGACAGUUAAGGAAGAGACUAAACCACCACGGCCCACCAAGGCAAAGGCAGAAGAGGUGAAGAUAGUUAAGGAAAAAGAGAUUAAACCAUCACAGCCCACCAAUGAAGAAGAGACUAGGGCAGCAGAUCCCACAAGACCAAUGAAGCAGCUGCACAACGCCAGGAGAACGUUGAGUCACGGGCUUCAGUCAGAGUCCGUGUUAAUAACCAAAACUGGUCAUCUGAAGGAAUUUUUUAAUUUGGGGCAGAAAAUAGGACAUGGGCAGUUUGGAACUACUUUUCUUUGUGUGGAGAAAGCAACUGGGAAAGGGUAUGCUUGCAAAUCCAUUGCAAAACGAAAACUGUUGACACCGGAUGAUGUGGAUGAUGUUAGGAGGGAAAUUGAGAUUAUGCAUCACUUGUCUGGGCACCCUAAUGUCAUUUCAAUCAAAGGGGCAUAUGAGGAUGCUGUAGCAGUUCAUCUUGUCAUGGAACUGUGUGCAGGGGGUGAGCUCUUUGAUAGGAUUGUUAAGCGGGGGCAUUAUACAGAAAGAAAAGCAGCUGAGCUUGCUAGGACUAUAGUUAGUGUAAUAGAAGCCUGCCAUUCAUUGGGAGUCAUGCAUCGGGACCUCAAGCCUGAGAAUUUUCUUUUUGUCAAUGAGCAAGAGGAUUCACCUCUCAAGACUAUAGACUUUGGAUUGUCGGUAUUCUUUAAGCCAGGGGAAAAAUUCACUGAUGUGGUUGGGAGCCCAUAUUAUGUUGCACCUGAAGUUUUAUGCAAGUGUUAUGGUCCAGAAGCCGAUGUUUGGAGUGUUGGUGUUAUCAUUUAUAUUCUCCUAAGUGGAGUUCCUCCAUUUUGGGCAGAAACCGAGAAAGAGAUAUUUGAAGAGAUUUUGCAUGGUGAUCUUGACUUCUCAUCAGAUCCAUGGCCUAAUAUUUCUGAAAGUGCAAAAGAUUUAGUGAGGAAAAUGCUUGUUAGAGACCCUAGGAAGCGGCUGACCGCCCAUGAAGUUCUCUGCCACCCUUGGGUCCAGGUUGAUGGGGUGGCGCUGGACACCCCUCUUGGUUCUGCAGUUUUAAGACGCUUGAGACAGUUCUCAGCCAUGAACAAGCUUAAGAAAAUGGCUCUUAGAGUCAUUGCUGAGAGUCUCUCUCAAGAAGAAAUUGCUGGGUUGAAAGAAAUGUUCAAAAUGAUAGACACAGACAACAGUGGGCAAAUUACUUUUGAAGAACUCAAGGCUGGACUGAAAAGAUUUGGUGCAGAUCUUAGUGAGUCCGAGAUCUACAAUCUAAUGCAGGCUGCUGAUGUUGAUAAUAAUGGCACUAUUGAUUAUGGGGAGUUUAUAGCUGCGACAUUGCAUCUUAACAAAAUUGAGAAGGAAGAUCAUCUAUUUGCGGCUUUUUCAUAUUUUGACAAAGAUGGCAGUGGUUAUAUAACCCUAGAUGAGCUUCAACAAACCUGCAAAGAGUUUGGCAUAGAUGAUUUCCACUUGGAAGAAAUUAUCCAGGAAGCUGAUCAAAACAAUGAUGGUACCAUAGAUUACAAUGAGUUUGUGGCCAUGAUGCAAAAAGGAAACGACGAUUUGGCUAAGAAGCGUCACAAAAGUAGUUUUAGUAUUGGAUUUAGGGAGGCCCUCCAGGUUUGUUGAUACAAUGAUGCGGCUUUUUUUUUUCAUUUUUUCCGGUUCUCAUUAUUUUUUGUUGUAUACAAAUCUUACUAGGUCAAAGGAUUAUAAAGUGCUGGUGUAUUUAUCAGCUUCUUUUAGUGUUUGCAUGAAGUUUCUUAGCAGUUACAAGUGUUCAGGUUUUGUGAAUUUCACAACAGGGCUGUCCUCUGUUUAUGUUACACGGAAGAAAAAGGUUAUUGAUUCC
Molecule: messenger RNA, 3031 nt
Organism: Cornus florida
Lineage: Eukaryota; Viridiplantae; Streptophyta; Magnoliopsida; Cornales; Cornaceae
Product: calcium-dependent protein kinase 26-like
Exons: 7
Coding region: 925-2808 (627 amino acids)
Biological process (GO): intracellular signal transduction; peptidyl-serine phosphorylation; protein autophosphorylation
Cellular component (GO): cytoplasm; nucleus
Molecular function (GO): calcium-dependent protein serine/threonine kinase activity; ATP binding; calmodulin binding
Source: RefSeq, a predicted model, not a curated record